UCUUUCAUUAAAGACAAGUGAGCAAGACGAAAAUCAACCAACUGGAGAUUCAAGAUGAAAUACUCUGCCAUUCUUUCAUUUUUGUUCUUCAUUGUCUUUGCCACGAUCAAAGUUUGCUUGGCAGACCCAGACAAUCUUCAAGACUCCUGUCCAGCAGUUCCUCCGGAAAAGCAGACCAUAUUCAUAAAUGGUCUUCCAUGCAAAAACCCAGAAAAUAUAACUGCUCAAGAUUUUAAGACCUCAGAAUUAAGCAAAGCUGGUUCUACUGACAACAUUUUCUCUUCCUCCAUGAAGAUUGUGGGUGCUUCAGCGUUUCCAGGCCUGAACACUCUUGGACUCUCCAUUGGCAGAGCUGAUAUUGAUGCAGAUGGUCUUAUAACUCCUCAUUAUCAUCCAAGAGCAACUGAGAUCAUCUUUGUCACCAAAGGUCAAUUGGCGGUUGGAUUCAUUGACACCAAAAACCAGCUCUUCCCGAAGUUUAUCGGCUCAGGUGAAGUGUUUGUGUUUCCCAAGGGUUUGUUCCACUUCAUUCUGAAUCGUGGUUUUGAAGCUGCUACAGUUAUCUCAGUGUACAACAGCCAAAAUCCAGGGUUGGCGUCCUUCACUUCUGCACCAUUUGAUAACACAUUGGAAUCAUUAGAGAAGCUAAAGAUAAGACUUACAUCACUCUCUGCCUCAGAAAUUCACAACGUUAACGAUUCGAGUUCGUCAGGAUUGGACAAUAUCUACUUUUAGCCAUAGCAGACUGUUGUCACAUCAGUUCCAAAAUCAUAGUGCUAUUGGUUUUUACAGUGUUACUAUUUAUUGAAUGAACGUGUAAGUGCACGUUGGUGAAAUGUGUUCGUGGGUAAUGUAAAUCCUUGUGCCACAUUUGUAUUCCAGUUUGCAGUUUUAUGACAGCUAGUGGGGCACUCUUUAGAGCAGGCUCCCACAUUGUUUGUCGAAAGUACUAAAAAAUUUUAAUAAUGGAUUCAAUGCUGUCGAACUGUUC
Molecule: messenger RNA, 991 nt
Organism: Prosopis cineraria
Lineage: Eukaryota; Viridiplantae; Streptophyta; Magnoliopsida; Fabales; Fabaceae
Product: germin-like protein subfamily 3 member 4
Exons: 1
Coding region: 55-735 (226 amino acids)
Cellular component (GO): cell wall
Molecular function (GO): manganese ion binding
Source: RefSeq, a predicted model, not a curated record